This is a messenger RNA of Microbotryum saponariae, 1660 nucleotides long. Lineage: Eukaryota; Fungi; Basidiomycota; Microbotryomycetes; Microbotryales; Microbotryaceae. The record is from the annotation of a GenBank genome assembly.
AUGAAGACGCUCGACGAGUUUGGCUGUCCCUUCUCGCCUAAGCGCAUGCCCUUGCCCCAAGCUCCUUCAUCCGACGCCGACUCUGACGACACCAACUCUGACGCGUCGUCCUCUUCCGAUUCCAAUCAAUCCUCGGCCGAUGACAGCGAGAGGGAGGAUGGUGAUGCCGACAUUGACCAUCGAAGAGCUAUUAAGCUCUGGGCGGCCAUCCAUAGUUCGCAUCGAAACGCGACCGGUCGUAUGAGCCCAAGAAAGUGGAGAGCGCUCAAGCAAUGGGUCGCCAAGCGAUAUUACUCAGAACUGAGAAUAUCCUCGGUGCUCGGCAUCUCUCAUGCCAGGCUCGUUGAAGCCGUAAAGAGGAUCAACAAGGCCGCCUCGAAGGGUAAUGCCUGGUCCAGGUUCCUUUCGAACCCUGUUGUAAUCGAAUGCCUUCGGCGACAAAGCAAGGGUGAGUUUAUACUGAGUGCUCCUGCUCAUAGCCAUCGUGCCUCCCUGCCGCAUCAUCGCAUUACCCAGGCUUAUUUCAUGUCUAUAAUGUUGUUCCCUUGUUGUGAUCAUCACCUUGUCAGACACCAACCCCUCGAAGGCUCGCCGCAUUACCAAACGUGCAGCUCAACUCUGGAGAUACCUUACUGGCAAGGGAGAUUUCGGAUCUGCUGGUCUUACGGAGGACGACCAAGAGCUCGUCCGCGCGGCCUUUGCGGCCGCACAAGCGGGUACCAGUACGACUUCUACUUCAAUUGUACCGCCGACUAUCAUCAUGCCGUCAGCCUCCGACAUUCCUUCCCCAACUCGGAUGAAAGAGUGCCAAAAAUAUAUCGCGCAUCUACGGGAGGAGGCGGAUCGCAUGUCGAAAAUGUACGGUGUCGAAACCCUAACCUUUGUCGUUCCUCGAUUUCAAGACGACAUGUCGCCAACGACAAAAGCGAUGAUUUACUCGCUAGGCGGUGGGAGUUUUGCGGCCCACCACAACUAUUUCAAAGAUCCGCAGGGUAACUCGUUGUUGUCUAAUUUCGCUUCCAAGACGAGCUGGGAUGAGACACUCACAGCGAAUGAAGCCUCAGAAUUGAAGGAGGGUGAGUUCCCCAUUUGUCUGCGUCUGUAAUUGCGGUGCCAACUUUCACUGAUAUUCCGUUGUCCUGUCCUGUCAGCAAACACCCGUUCAAUGGACAGUGUCACGCGCGACGUUCUCGCCAAAUGGCACGGCACUCUAUUCCGCGCCCAGCUAAGUAAGUAGCUCCCACCUGGUAAGGGUUGACUUCUAGCUGAAUCUUCCCCCGCCUUUAUAGAUUCUGCUCUUGCGACAAUGCAUCGCCAUUCCGACGAGAGCUCAUCGCCAGGCGAAUUUACGCCUCAAAAGAAAAUGGUGUGGUCGAUUCAAGGCUUGAAGGCACUAGGUGUUAAAGUGCAGAUCAAGGAUGGAACGAAGAGUGGAUAUGAAAUGGCUCUGCACCAUAGUGCGGAUACCUCGCCUAAGUUGAAUGUUGCUCAGCUCAAGGCUAUCAUUGACGACCUACGUCACGGCCGCAUCGCUGUUGUACCUUCGCUGGACCGGAACGAUAAACCAGGGGCAAGCGGCAAUGCCUCGACGGGUGAAGGAGGACCUCUGAGCCCAAACACAGAGGAAAGCGAAGGUGACUCUGAUGACGACGACCCCUGA